This is a messenger RNA of Monomorium pharaonis (pharaoh ant), 2073 nucleotides long. RefSeq names its product V-type proton ATPase subunit H (gene VhaSFD). NCBI's taxonomy places the organism in Eukaryota, Metazoa, Arthropoda, Insecta, Hymenoptera, Formicidae. The transcript is spliced from 10 exons. Gene Ontology annotation, cellular component: vacuolar proton-transporting V-type ATPase, V1 domain; lysosomal membrane. Gene Ontology annotation, molecular function: protein binding; proton-transporting ATPase activity, rotational mechanism. The record is from RefSeq and is a predicted model, not a curated record. Gene Ontology annotation, biological process: proton transmembrane transport. Bases 136 to 1695 code for a protein of 519 amino acids.
GUUGGUAUUUGCGUGGUCUUGUGAUCGAACCAUCGAACAGCUGAAAAAGGCGAGGAGAACAAGGUGGAGGCUUUGUGUGUUGGGUUUUCCGAGUGAGAUUAUUUCUUAAAUCGUUGUGAAAUCUCGACAGCAAUCAUGGUGGAUCGUGCGAAUAUCAAGCAGAUGAUACCGGCGUUGCCGGACGAGAAAAUCGAUAUGCUGGCAGCUACGAGUGUGCUCCAGCAGCAAGCUGCCGAUAUUAGGAAUCAACAUAUUAAUUGGCAAUCAUAUUUCCAAUCACAAAUGAUAUCAAAAGAAGACUACGAUUUUAUUGCGGCUUUUGAUUCGAGCGAUGCCAAAACAAGGGAGAAUAAAUUGAAGGAGAAUCCACAUCAGGCAGCUAAAACAUUUCUAAAUUUGCUUGGACAUGUUUCAAAAGACCAGACAAUUCAAUAUAUUCUCACAAUGAUUGAUGAUAUGUUACAGGAAGAUCGCAGUCGUGUGGAAAUCUUUCGCGAGCACUCUACACGAAAACGGGAAUCUGUUUGGGGACCAUUCCUCAAUCUGUUGAACCGGCAAGAUGGCUUUAUAAUGAAUAUGACAUCGCGUAUUAUAGCUAAAUUGGCUUGCUGGAGUCAUGAUCUCAUGGAGAAAACCGAUCUUCAGUUUUAUUUAACAUGGCUCAAGGAUCAAUUGAAACUUAGUUUCGAUGCUCUUCAGGAUCACACAGACUUGCAUGCAGGACUAGAACAAGAUACUGCUGUGGAGCAGGCCAAGGAGGCCAAUGACCUGCACGAAUUCCUCAACCCGAACAAUGAAUACAUUCAAUCGGUGGCACGAUGUCUACAAAUGAUGCUUCGUAUAGAUGAAUAUCGCUUUGCAUUCGUGUCCGUCGAUGGAAUUUCGACCCUCCUUAGCGUUCUGUCUGGCAGAGUAAACUUCCAAGUGCAAUAUCAACUUAUCUUCUGUCUAUGGGUACUUACCUUUAAUCCUCUCUUGGCAGAAAAGAUGAACAAGUUCAAUGUUAUACCCAUUCUUGCCGAUAUACUUAGCGACUCAGUCAAAGAAAAAGUAACACGUAUUAUACUUGCAGUUUUCAGGAAUUUAAUUGAGAAAGUAGAAGAUGGACAAGUUGCCAAGGAACAUUGCAUCGCUAUGGUGCAAUGCAAGGUUCUGAAACAACUUUCGAUAUUAUGUCAACGAAAAUUCGACGACGAAGAUAUCACCGAUGAUAUCGAGUUCCUCAAUGAUAAGUUGCAAGCGUCAGUGCAAGAUUUAAGUUCAUUUGACGAAUAUUCGACGGAAGUGAAGUCUGGUCGUCUAGAAUGGUCUCCUGUUCACAAAUCAGGCAAAUUCUGGCGCGAGAACGCAAGUCGUCUUAACGAAAAGAAUUACGAACUUUUGCGGAUUCUAGUUCAUCUGUUAGAGACCAGUAAAGACCCGCUCGUACUCAGCGUAGCCAGUUUCGAUAUUGGCGAAUACGUGCGCCAUUAUCCACGUGGCAAACACAUAAUUGAACAACUUGGCGGAAAACAGCGCGUGAUGCAACUUCUUGGGCAUGAGGAUCCUAAUGUUAGAUAUGAGGCUCUCCUUGCGGUGCAAAAACUUAUGGUACAUAAUUGGGAGUAUCUUGGAAAGCAAUUGGAAAAAGAACAGACAGGUGCAACUGGAGCACCUACUAACAAGCCCGGAGCACAAGUGCCAGCGAAGGCUUAAACAUUCGUGCAACUUAUGCAACUUAUACAAAUUUUUUGAUUUCUAAAAAUUUUAGGAGUAUUAUAUAUAUAUAUAUUAUAGUUCGCGUGAUAUAAUCUCACUCGCUUGUUGCAAAAUAAUAUAAGGAUAUUUCCUUCCAUUCCAUACCAUUGUAAAAACAAAGAGAAGUUACAUAGUCAAAUCCAUUUUUUUGUGCAAGUUAAUUUUGUAACAUAAACUGUUGAUGAAUUUAUGUAUAUACAGAUAUUUUACAUCGUGAAUGAGUUAGAUAUAUAUAAACGGCAGUGUAAUAAAUUUCAUCAGUGUAAUAUUUUAGCUUUAUGAAUAGAUUUAUUCUCUGGAAUGUUAAAAAAAAUAAAAUUUUAUUCUGUUGAGAAA